UGGAGGAAGCGGCGGCGGCGGCCACGAUGAGUGCGGGCGACGCCGUGUGCACGGGCUGGCUCGUCAAGUCGCCCCCCGAGAGGAAGCUGCAGCGCUACGCCUGGCGCAAGCGCUGGUUUGUCCUCCGGCGGGGCCGCAUGAGCGGCAACCCCGACGUCCUGGAGUACUACAGGAACAAGCACUCGAGCAAGCCCAUCCGCGUGAUUGACCUCAGCGAGUGUGCCGUGUGGAAGCACGUGGGCCCUGGCUUCGUCCGCAAGGAAUUUCAGAAUAACUUCGUGUUCAUUGUCAAGACUACGUCUCGUACAUUUUAUCUGGUGGCCAAGACCGAGGUAGAAAUGCUGGUGUGGGUGUACAGCAUCAGUCAGGUCUGCAACCUCGGCCACCUGGAGGAUGGUGCAGCAGCCCCCGCGGAGCGCUGGCCUGGGCCGCCCGCCUCCCUGCAGCCGCCGGCCGGGCCCCCCCCCGGCCCCCCUCCCGCCGCCCGCGCGCUGGGCGCCUCCCUGCCGAGGGCCGAGCUCCGCGGAGCGGCCGACGACAGCCGGAGCGAGGCCGACUUUCUGUCCCUUCCCGAUUACCUGGUCCUGUCCCACUGCGAGAGCGGCCGGCCGCGCCACGCCAGCCUGCCCUCCAGGUGCGACAGCUGGCCCCACGCGGAGCGCCCCCCGGAGCCCACGUCGUGCGACGACGUGUUCGUGGCCUGCGCGCAGCCCGGCGCUCAGCACGCGCCCCCCCCGCGCUCCUCCCCGCGCCCCGACAGCUCGGCCCGCGCGCCCAGGGAGCCGGACCCCGCGCCCCGCACGCCGCCCCCGCGCCCCCCGAAGCCGAGCCACCUGUCCGAGCGGCGCCAGGACGCGCAGCCCGAGGGCGCGGCGGCGUCCAGAAGAGUCUCCCUGUCCGGCCUGGACAACGUGAGGACCCGGAAAGCUGAUGUGGAAGGCCAAUCCUUAAGACACCGAGACAAGCGGCUUAGUUUAAAUCUGCCCCGCAGGCUGUCCCCCGUGCGCCCCCCGGCCUGCGCCGGGCCCGGGGACGGCUACGUGCCCAUGGGCCCCCAGGCGGGCGCGCGUGUCGCCGGAGCGCCGUGCAGCCGCGACGACUACAUGGCCAUGAGCCCGGGAAGCCUGUGCGGCCCCCUGCCCGAGCUGCCUGCGGACCUGGAGCCCCCCCCGGUGAACAGGGACCUCAAGCCCCAGAGGAGACCACGGCCACCUCCCCUGGACCUGAGGAACCUGUCCACCAUCCGGGAACAUGCAUCUCUAAGCAGGACCUGCACUGUACCGUGCAAUCGAACCAGAUUUCUCUCUCCAGAAAGAAACGGUAUUAAUUCUGCAAGAUUUUUUGCCGAUUCUGUUUCCAGAGAAGAGGAAGAGAGCUACAUCCAAAUGAAUCACGGGACAGCCAACCCCCUAGGCAGUGGCGCUCUGACGUGGACAAAGAAAUUCAGCCUGGACUACUUAGCUCUGGACUUCAACUCAGCCUCCCCGGCCCCUGUACAGCAGAAACUUCUCCUCGCGGAAGAGCAAAGAGUCGACUACGUCCAAGUGGAUGAGCAGAAGACCCAAGCCCUGCAGAGCACGAAGCAGGAGUGGACGGACGAGAGGCAGUCCAAAGUGUGAGGCGUGUGCUCGGGCCGGGAUCGGGGCGCGGAGGCUCGGGCCCUGCCCUCACGGCUCUUUUGCCAGAAUCGCACCGAGGGUCGAUCCGGGUCAAGAUCCGGGGAGAACCUGCAGGUUCCGUGGGCUUGGCAAGAACCGCUGGGAGAGAGGGUCAUUUGUGCACGCUGAGCGGCCCUCCCCGGCCACACGGGCCCGGAGCCCCCAGGCUGUGCCCCCACGGCCGUGGACCGCGCCCCGGACCGGGCCGUUCACUUAGGCACGCUCCGAACAGUAAAAACGAGACUGGGGGAGUAGGGUUCCCAGAGUUCGGUGGAGAAGCUGUCCAGCGGAGCGUCGGGGCGCAGAGGAGAGCCGGUCUUGCCAUCGGGACCAUUUGGGUGUCACACUUGCGGAUUCUGACCUGUGUCCUGACCUCCUGGCCCACGGACGGUCCUGGCACCGCGGCUCCUGGAGACGUCUCGUCCCGGCCCCCGAAAUCGCGGCUGAGGAGACGCAAGCCGGAGACCCCAACAGGCACAUCAGUCAUUUGUCUCCCCAGAGAAAGAGAAUUCAAGCGACGGCAGGGAGUGCUGGGCUCCGCGAUGAGCAUAGCAGGUGACCCCGGCCAGGUGGGCCUGCCCCUUCCCGGCACGCGUGCGCCUGCCUCGGCCACCUCUUGCCUGAACGAGCCCGGAAGCGAGGCGUGCCAGGGAUGGUGGCUCCCGCUGGGAAGAAAGGACGAGUGAGCAUGAGAGGAGGCAAGGCCGCCCAGGGGCCCGCACGGAGCCCAGCCCCGGGGGGAGGCCUGGGACAGAGCUGGCCACGCUGCCCGCCGGCACGACGAUUUGCACGAGCUCUAUCGCUUCGGCCGGCCUUGGGGCCACGAGCAACGCGUGCAGACACGGAGGACUCCUCGCCUCUCCCUGUCAUAGGGUUUCGAGCUGGUGCUUUUUGACUGGACACGGCUGCAUGUCCCGCCAGGCCCUCUGUGCGGUGUUCGAAUGGGGAAGUAACGCCAUCCGUAGGUACCGUCACGAAUAGCUCUUAACGAUCACCGUGACAUCCGGCCUGGGAUCCCGCGGUGCCCCGGCAGCGGGCUCCCCGUGAGCUGGCUGAUGCUCACAGAGGUUUGUUGUCCCCUCGGGAAGGGGGAUCGUCCCUGGCUGUCCUAUGCUGGACCCAGUUUCCUGGCGGGUUUUUCCCUUCCGCUUUAGUGCUGCCUAAGCCCCGAGAGCACACGGUCCCACUUUGUCGUGAGGCCAUCGCGUCACCCCUUCCUUGAUGGGGCACCGGGGUCAAGUGGACCCAGAUGAGAGUCUCAGUCGGGCACGGGGUUUUAUUCAAUGGGCCUUCUCGAGUCUUCAGAGCAGCUGCAUCCAGAAGGCAAAUCCGAACAACUGGGACGGAAGCAGAUGCUGGCCUGCCAUUCUGACCGGCUGUGUGUCGCGUAGGAGGAUGGCUUAAGCAGGCAGGCAGGUCUGUGACAGCCAGGGCCAGUCGGGGCAGCUGUGGGCUUUGCUGUGGGGCUUGAGGGUUUCUAAGUGCCCCAAGGGUAAGUCAAGUCCAGUCUUGGCUUUUCAGACCGUUAGAGAAGUACUUUUCAUGUGCAAAGCAGCGGGAUCUGGUGACGGCAUUUUCUUCCUGGAGGAAAGUGGGGUGUGGGGACGUUGUCGAAUGCUUUAAAUGAUGUAAGGGUCCCCCACGAGCCUGGACAGAGAAAUGAGAGGGGCCCCUGCACCCUGCAGCCAGCUCCACGUCACAACGCACAGGCCAGAGCCUGGAAGGAGCCGCCUUCUUCCCUGUGUGACUUACAAAGAGUCACAGAGCCGAGCCUCAGGCAACAAUCCGGGGCUGGUGGACCUCGUAGACAGUAACCUCCGGGGGGAGGGGGGUGCACCUGUGUUCAUAUUCUUGAUUACCUGACAGGCUGAUGCCGGAAUAUUCUAUGCCCAAGUGCCAAGCACCACACUCGACUGGAGCUAGAUCAGGAAAGAAAGUACAGCUAAAAUGACACCGGUAGUGAGGUGGCAUCCAGUUGACCACCCCCCAAACCUCUUUGCAAAACAGUCCCCGGAAGCGUCGGCUGCACGAAGCAAUACACACUGCAGCCGUGUGACUUGUCUGGGAGCAAUUAAUUAGGGGUGAGAAAAAAAGGACUUCAGCCUCCUUUCCAGGGUGUGUGUGACAGGCCCUGCGACAGGCCCUGCUUCGGUAAGACUGCCGAUGGAAGGUUCCCCAGGAGCCUGACGCCUCGCGGCCGGGAAGGGCAGCCAGUUGGGGGCUGACGGCAGCGAGCGCCCCUGGGAAAGGGGCCGCCGUGCACGCGAGGCCGCUCGCCUCUUGUUUCCCUGCGGAGCUGGCUCGUGGGUAACGGGGCCAGGAGUGUGACCAGGGCCUGAGGCUUGGGGCUCUGCACUGAAAAUGGGAACGAUCACAGAUACCAGAGGGAGGCAAGUGCUCACGGCAGCUGUGUGCCCUGCGCGGGGCACGGCCUCCGGGAGGUGGUGGGGCGAGCCCACGUGGGUCUCUGGAGCCCCUUUUUGCUUUUCCUCCCAUGUCAUCCUGUUGGGGAGUUCCUGCA
This is a messenger RNA of Nyctereutes procyonoides (raccoon dog), 4179 nucleotides long. It is a transcript of the gene GAB3, whose product is annotated as GRB2 associated binding protein 3. The transcript is spliced from 10 exons. The record is from RefSeq and is a predicted model, not a curated record. Bases 27 to 1619 code for a protein of 530 amino acids. NCBI's taxonomy places the organism in Eukaryota, Metazoa, Chordata, Mammalia, Carnivora, Canidae.